AUGCACUUCUCACUUCUUCUUGCCGUCUUGCCCCUUCCCGCUCUGGCAGCUCUCAACGGCCGCUGCACUGGUAGCAAAGCCACGGGCAACUGGGGAGAGGAUGGCAUAUGCAUCUCCACCAGCACCUGUAGGAGCCACGGCGGAGAGUACAAGUCCGGCGCCUGCCCGUACGACCCGGAAAACAUCAAGUGCUGCGUGGUAGGAGUUUCGCCAGACGGCGACCAGAACCCCUGUGGGGGACUGUCGUGGUGCACAUGGACGGGCAAUGGAUGCUCGGGAAAUUGGAGAUCUGUCUGUCGAACAAACCGUCCAUCGCAGCUGCAGGUCAAUGGCCGGCUCGACGACAUCGACGAAGAAGAGCUCAACGAAGAAGAGAAAGCACUCCGGGGCUACCAAACCUUAUACCACGAGGUCGGCAUUGAUCCGAGCGAUUCGGUCGCAGAGUGCAAGAGGAACUUGAAGAAUAAGUUUAGGUAGGUAGGUAGUCAACAUUGUCGACCUCAUCC
Molecule: messenger RNA, 506 nt
Organism: Chaetomium fimeti
Lineage: Eukaryota; Fungi; Ascomycota; Sordariomycetes; Sordariales; Chaetomiaceae
Exons: 2
Coding region: 1-477 (158 amino acids)
Source: RefSeq, a predicted model, not a curated record